UCUUUGUACAGUACAAUGACAGUUCCCUGAUUGUUGAGACGAUGUUUUUAGACGUUUUACUGGUUGGCUUCCCGACGCCAAUUUAUGAGACCACUUUAUACUAAAUUCUAUUUUAAUAGGCGCAGUGGUUUAUUAAAGCUUUUCCGGACCUGGUUGCGAACAGAAACUUACAUUUUGUAAAAUGUCCCGGUUGUUUGGACAGUGCUAACUAGCUAACGUAACUACUACUACAGGAACCGGUAAAGUUGUUAUGGAGACAAGCCGGGAAUCGUCCACCGAGAUUCAGACUAUUUACGCGUCUGUUUCUCCAAGAGUAAACCCAGACCUGAAGAAACUGGUGUCUUUUAAAGUUUACAAGAGGAGAUGGUUUGUGUUGCUGGUGCUGUGUUUGUUGAACUGCUCCAACGCGACGAUAUGGCUUACCUUUGCACCAGUAGCAGACCAGACUGCCCAGUACGUGGGGGGCACUCUGGAGGAUAUCAACUGGUUGUCCCUGGUCUACAUGGUGGUGGCCAUACCACUCAGCUUUGGGACCACCUGGAUGCUGGACACCUACGGGUUACGGCUCACGCUGGUCCUGGGCUCCUGGCUGAACAUGCUGGGAGCGACGCUGCGGCUUUUCAGCUUAAAUACGACUGACAAAUAUAAAAUCGAAUACGGAGCAAUGAUGCUGGGUCAGACCUUCGGAGCUCUUGCUCAGCCACUCAUCAUUUUCACCCCCACCAAGCUAGCAGCUCUGUGGUUCCCCGACCAUCAGCGGGCCACGGCAAACACGAUCGCCUCAAUGUCGAAUCCCCUGGGUGUCCUCCUCGCCAACAUCAUCUCUCCUGUGAUCGCAAAAACAUCUGACAAAAUCCCAAUGCUGCUGCUUGCCUAUGCUCUCCCAGCGUGCGUCAUCUGUUUCCUAGCAACAGUGGGGAUACGGAGCAGCGAGCCUCCCACAGCGCCGUCGUCCAGCGCCCUGUCUUCUGGAUCAGAACCGUUUAUACGGGGGCUCAAACUGUUACUGAGGAACAAAGCCUACCUCAUCCUGCUGCUGUGCUUCGGCUCGGGCAUCGCUGUCUUCACCUGCUUCUCCACGCUGCUGGAGCAGAUCCUGUGUGUGCAGGGAUACACCAACGACUUUGCUGGUUUGUGCGGCGCUCUCUUCAUCGUGUUCGGCAUUGUUGGUGCCGGCGCUCUGGGCGUCUACGUCGACAAGACAAAGAACUUCACAGAAGCCAUAAAGAUCAACAUGAGCUUAAGCACUCUGGCCUGCAUCGCAUUGUCAGUGGUGUCUCUGAUGCCACAUCAGAAACUGGCUAUUGCCAUCGUCAGCUCCCUCUUCGGCUUCUUUGGUUUCUCCGUCUACCCGGUGGCCAUGGAGCUGUCUGUGGAGUGUUCAUAUCCUGUUGGAGAGGCCACGUCCGCUGGGCUCAUCUUCAUAUCGGGGCAGGUUCAGUCAAUCCUCUACAUCGUCCUCCUGCAGGCAUUAACCCAACAGCCCACUGACUCUCCUCGGUCCACCUGCGGGGACACAUUCCUGAGAUGGAGAGUGCCCAUGAUGGUGAUGGCAGGACUGUGCGCUUUCUUCACCUGUUGCUUCGUCAUUUUCUUCCACACCAGCUACAGACGCCUGGAGGCUGAACAGGAAGCGACUUACAAGACCAAACAGCACAGCGAUGCAACCAGCAGAGAGCACACACCGAGCGUGGAGGCCUGAAGCUGCUGAUAACAAAAUAGCUUUUUUUUUGUUUAAAUCAAGACAUUCCUGUGCACUUUUAAUGUUUUGUUCAAUACUUGGGCCAAAAAUAUGUAAUGUGCAUGGUUUUUUUUAGCAGAAAAAAAAUUCUAACCACAAAUGUUAUAAUUGGAUUACUGUGAAUUUUACACCCAUUUUUUUACAAUUAAUCACUACCGAGUGUCAUUUUUACAAAUCACAGUCAUUGUGCGCAAUUUAUUUAACUGCGCAUUUUUAUUUAUAACUGACCUCAGCAACUAUUAAACCAGAAACAGCCUCAUACAUGAGGACAAAUUCCUAAAACUCCCCACCAUCAGCAAGAACUCUGGAUGCCCAGGAAGAGAAGCUAAAUCUUUAUACCAACUUCAAGACCAGUUGGCUUUACUGAGCUCUCAAACAGCUAUGAAAUGAGACGCUUCAGACCUCAACAUUUAGUUUUUGGUUCACAGAAAAUAACAUCCAGGUAGAUCAUUAACACAGGUGUGAAAGUGAAUAGAAUUAGGAGGAAAAACAAAGGUGCUGCGCUGCUUGCUGCCAAUUGAGAACACCAGCCUAGUCACACUUUCUUAGGAUUUUUUUUUUUUUUUACCAUUUAUUUUAUUCUGUAAUUUCUAUUAAAAAAGAAAAAAACAAAAUAUAACUUCAAGGCACAUACAUUAAAAAACAGUAAAAUCUACAGUAAUGAUCCAAUAGGGUCUGAAUCUGUGGAUAUAUCAAAUGUAGACACAUCCUCCCGUCUAUAACACACAUCAAAUCCAGUUAUUAGAAACAUCAAUGUUAAUGAUAAAAGGGCAACUCAAAUCAUCUCAUCUUCAUUCUAGUCAUUGAUUAUCUUCUAUAAAUUCACAGAAAGUAUUCCAGAUACUCUAAAAGUUGUCAGGCUUGUUUUUGAUGCUUUUUCUAAAGCUAAACAAGUCAUUCCCUUCAGCCAUUGUGCUGGUACAGGAUGAAUUUUUGGAUGUAGCUAAAUCUUCUGGAUAAAUAUUUAGUAAACAUAGUUUUGGGUUAAGAGGCACCUUUUCACCAACAAUUUAAAUUUUGUCAAAUUCUUCCAGGAGAACUAUAUUUUUGGGCAUUCCUGCAUGCAGUGGAAUAAAGAUUCUCUUUGAACAUUUAACGUAAGUAUCGGGAAUGUUGGGGUUGAAGUGGCGUAGCUUGGAUGGAGUAAUGUACAGGCUACUCAGCCAUUUAUACUGUAAUAAUUUAGAGUUUGUGUUUAUGGUUUGAGCCUGAGCCAAAACACAACUGUUAUAUUCUGCUACAAGUCUGCCCUCCAUGUUUGUAGUGUUGUGUGAGAUGGGGAAAUGGGGAAAAACUGAAGAUAAUUUGGCUGAUAUUUAUUAGCAUCAAGUCAUAUCAGAAGGAUAUUCCUAAAAAAGAGGUUGUGCUUGUUUGCAGAGUACAUAUGUGAAUUAAAGGGAAUAUUAAUUAGUUGUGCUUCUAUUGAAACCCAGGACGGAUCAAAAUAAAAUAUUCCUGCUCGACUUUGAGCUGCCCAGCUUUUAAGAUCUGAAGUUAAAUUUUAACCUGUUGAGCCUUAAAAAAUAUAAACACAGAAAAAUAACACUUUUGUACCACAAUUUUAAAAUGAGUUCAUUACUGCUGCUUACAAAUGGAGUUUUCUCAAGGAUUGUUAACAUGUUUUAAGACUCACGGAUGGAGUAAUUUGUGGGUUUUUUGCAAUAAAGGGAAUCAACUGUUUGUAUUGGAGUGACUGUUGCCAAAUAAUCUGAAUGUUUUACACGAUCAAAUCUGAUGUCUUCUUGUAUUAUUAGUAUAAAAAAUGAAGUUGUAGCUUAAAGCACAUUUACCUCAGAAUGUGAGGAAAUGUUUUAGCUCUGCUGCAGCUGAAACUUUUGUGAUUCUAGGGAUUAAAACCAUAGUUUCUGUUUUACGUUCAUGUCUUAAGAGAUUAUUAGAAGACUUUGGUCAGUGUAAUUAUGGUCAUUAUACUGGUGUGAAAUCACUGCAAAGCAGAUUGUUCAAACUGAAGUAAAUGUCAUUUAAAAAUAAAAUACUAAAAACUUGUUCAAGUUUCUGAUAUCCUUCAUAUCAGUGGCAGGGUCCACUGAUAGAAAUAAAAAUUAUUAAGGCUUUUGUAAUAUGUUUGUAUAGAUUCUCAGUCAUCCAGGCCAUGGUUAUCCUACGAGGUAGAAUAAAGGCACCUAAGCACU
Molecule: messenger RNA, 3894 nt
Organism: Melanotaenia boesemani (Boeseman's rainbowfish)
Lineage: Eukaryota; Metazoa; Chordata; Actinopteri; Atheriniformes; Melanotaeniidae
Gene: slc49a3
Product: solute carrier family 49 member 3
Exons: 10
Coding region: 251-1702 (483 amino acids)
Biological process (GO): transmembrane transport
Cellular component (GO): membrane
Molecular function (GO): transmembrane transporter activity
Source: RefSeq, a predicted model, not a curated record